Messenger RNA from Brachypodium distachyon (stiff brome), 887 nucleotides. Its product is annotated as cx9C motif-containing protein 4. The transcript has 3 exons. Lineage: Eukaryota; Viridiplantae; Streptophyta; Magnoliopsida; Poales; Poaceae. The record is from RefSeq and is a predicted model, not a curated record. The coding region runs from base 126 to 317 and encodes 63 amino acids.
GAAACCGCCAUUGCUGGCGUCUUGCCAUUGUUCCCCACGGUGCGUGUCAAAAUUCAACACCGCCGUCUCGAAGAACCUCUUUGAUUCCGAGCAGCGGCGGGAAGGGGAAGAGGAGGAGGAGCGAGAUGGGGCAGCCGAGCAAGGAGCCGUGCAAGAAGGAGGCGUGCGACAUCCAGGCCUGCCUCUCCAAGAACCUCUUCGAUUCCAAGAAGUGUUUGAGAGUUAUUCAGUCACUAAAGUAUUGUUGUGAGCAAUGCGAGUACAAAUCAACACAUUGUGGUUCUUUGACCGAUUUACUGAAGAACAUUUCAAAGUGAUGUAACAAGACCACCAUGUUUUCUGUAGCCAUUUAAUAAAGGUCAUUGUAGGUUUGCUUAGGAGUUAAGCUGGAUAUCAGUUUCUCUUAUCAUCCAUCAUGGUACAGUAUAAUCUGGAUACAUCGGUGUACUUCGCAUAGUGGAUCCUGUUGACCUAAGCCUACCAUAUUGAGUUUCAGUUUCGGUGCUGUUAUGAUAGGAAGCCACAUGCUCAUCUGUUUGAUUGGCUGAGUUAUUAUUAUUAUUCCUACUUGCAGUAUGACUCUUGGGAAAAUAUAAUGCGGCGAUCCUCAACCUGCAGAAUGAUGCUCUGGUUGCUAAGUCGUUCUUUCUGAGUUUGUCAACAGAUGGGCAUUUUCUGAGUUUGUCAGAUGGGCAUUUUUUUUUAAUGGAUACUGGAUCCUGUAUAUGCUUAUGUGCACAUGUAAUCCAGUGCCCCCUUCAGAAAAACAAGCGAACCCCUGACUUUCCUGUAUAUCUGUCCACAUACUGGAAAUGUUUUGAGUGUCAUUUGCAAUGGUCACCCUGCAUGUUCCAUGUUAAGAAAAACAAAGUUUGGAUGAAACACAA